Molecule: messenger RNA, 4046 nt
Organism: Bombus pascuorum
Lineage: Eukaryota; Metazoa; Arthropoda; Insecta; Hymenoptera; Apidae
Product: probable tubulin polyglutamylase TTLL2
Exons: 9
Coding region: 1233-2834 (533 amino acids)
Biological process (GO): microtubule cytoskeleton organization; protein polyglutamylation
Cellular component (GO): cilium
Molecular function (GO): tubulin-glutamic acid ligase activity; tubulin binding
Source: RefSeq, a predicted model, not a curated record
AACCAUAAAUAGCGGUUAGGUCUCCGAAGAGAAAGAGCUCGGACCGCGUACAAUGAAACACGUGAAGGCUCGAUCACAAACCAUUUCGUCUCUAACCAGGAAGUAACUCCACCGAAAGGGACGUUUCAUCGAUUUGUCAUUAAAGUAACCUUGCGGUACCUCCUACCUAUAACGUAGCCAAACACGCGAAACAUUUUGAUGAAUCUUUUUUACAAUUGAUACGUCAUAAUCACGUACCUCAAUGAGCGUAUUCCUAUUAAUAUAUCCACGGACAUAGAUCGCGAGGAAUACCGGUCGCGCUUUUACGAAUUUCUCCGGAAACAUGUCAGAAAUGUGAUUUUUUGAUACGGGUGAAAGGAACCUGUCAUUAUUACAAGCGAUGCGCAUUAUUACAAGUUUUAAGGUUCAAACUGUACCAGUCGAUAUUUAUGCUAUUUCUGGUACAAGUAAAUCUGAUACAAAUCUCGAUGAAUAGGUCUGUCGGAAAGUCGCGUGUCCGCGAUAUCCUUAAACGGAAAUCGGUGUAAUUCUUUCGGAAGCUCGCAACCGAUGAGACUUCCGGUGUCCUUGUAGGUUCGCGGUGUCCAGCGAAAGCCCAUAAAAGCUGGAAAGCGGCGUGGAAGGUGGCAUACGAGCAACCUGCGCGCCUGCGACCAGGUCAUAGCGAUUGCGUAGACCGAAACGUGGCGGUGCACCAGUGAGAAUCGAGAUUCCGACUCGCUUGCAUGCGGGCCCAUCGAAAUAUUUAAAUACGAAAGACUAAUCUUUGACGAGAAUGUCGUUUCGAAGAAUAACUCGCUAUAAUCGUUAAGAAAUAUUUUCUUGGAUAUAAAAAAAAAAAAAAAAAGAGAGAACGAUAGAUAUAAUCGAGAAUGUCUAGAUUACACGCUUUUUUAAAAUCAUCAAGACCUACAUGUUGAUAUUUUGUGAAUGAAAAGUGCGAGGUAUGAUAAGAUAUCUUGAAUUUCUUCAUACUUUGUGUUACUAAUUACCUUUCUUCUUUUCUCUUUCGAACUUUUUAAACUUGGCACAAGAACGACGGGAAACCGAUGUCGAACGCUUUCCUAAGUAAAAAUAUCGUUUAACGCCUAUAAUUUAUUUUCUCCGUUUCACGUAAUCAGAGGAACAAAAGUGUCGCUAUUAUUUCAAGAAAGAAGAUCGAUCAUGCUACCGUGAUACUACUAAUCAGAGUUAUUAUCUUCGCGCGGUCUUCCAAAAUAUAAUGUUUCGAUAUGGCAGUGAAAUACUUGGAUGGUCCUUUUGUGUUCAGACUCAACGACAAUGGUACAGGACCGCAUCUUCUUAUACAGGUUUGUACGGAACGGGGCUGGAGAGAAUAUACCGGCGAAAAUAAUGUAUUCAAAGAUCGAUGGAAUUUAUGGUGGCGAUCCGGCGGCUUCCCCCUUCCCCAUUACAAGCUAUUACUCCCAUGGCAGUUUAUCAACAGAAUUCCGAAAGGGAGUUCGAUCUGUCGAAAAGACAAUCUUAUCCGUCAUCUUAGAUGUAUGAAGAAGAUGCACGGUUCGAUCUACGAUUUCAGUCCUGUAGGAUAUAACUUGCCAUCGGAAUAUACUAAAUUGGCGGAAGAAUGCAGCCGCUGUGAACACGAUAGAGUUUGGAUCUGUAAGCCAGUUGGUCAAAGUCAGGGGAAAGGAAUCUUUUUGUUUCGUAAAUUAAGCGAUCUUACAUACGACAAUGCAGCAGUGGUUCAAAGAUACAUCGAGAAUCCCUUUCUGAUCGGAGGUUAUAAAUUCGAUCUACGACUAUACGUGUGCGUACCCUCUUAUCGGCCUUUGACGAUAUACUUGUACAAGGAAGGAUUGGCGCGUUUCGCUACAGAAAAAUUUUCAUUAGAGCAUUUAAACGAUCCUUUCCGGCAUCUCACUAAUUUUUCGUUAAACAAAUUGGGUCCAGGAUACUCUGAGAAGAAGGAACGCGUUGGUUCUGGUUGCAAAUGGACCUUUAGACAAUUGAGAAGAUACUUCGAACAAGCUGGAUACUACGAUUGGUUUCUUUGGCAAAGAAUAGCCUGUUUAGUCAGUUUAACUAUAUUGAGCCAAGCCGCGAGCAUACCAAAAUCUUCCAAUUGCUUCGAGUUUUUCGGAUUUGACGUAUUAAUCGACAGAAAUUUAAAACCAUGGUUACUAGAGGUCAAUCUAAGCCCAGCUUUAAGUAACGACUGUGAAAUCGACUCUGAAGUGAAGAAACCUCUGCUGCAUGACCUAUUCGAUUUACUAGGUCUUCCAGUAUGCAACACUGGUCUCUCGCUUUUUACGAUAUGGUCAACAAACCCGAUUGACGAUGAGGUUGAAGUGUCUUCCAAGUUUUGUACAAAUCGAACCAUGAAAAAGAAAUCGAAAACUUAUCGGGAAACUGAUGGUUUUCUAAAUAUAUGCACGGAACUUCGACCUACCCUUAAACAAUCAACUAUCAACAAUUCUACAAAUUUAUGGUCUCGUUACAAUCCCUUGUUAGUGGAUAAGUAUAUUCCACGCGGUUUUCAGGGUAAUAACCCAGAAAGCAACAAUAAAACAUCGAUAUGGGAUAAUGGUAAAGAUUGGAGUACGCCAUGCGCGAGAGAGGGAGGCUGGAUUCGCAUUUAUCCGUUGACACGAAUCAAAUCAGAGAAUCCCAUUAAUUAUGUAUCAUCUUUAUCGGAAACUACACGAAUUGCAGAAAAGGAAACCAGAAAUAUCGUACUUUCUAUACAAAAAUAUUUAAAAGCUGCCAAAGAAGUGCACAAAAAGAAUGAGAAAUAUAGAGAUGAACAGUAUAAUGCUACAUUACGGAAAAUGAUGGAAUUAAAUACCGAAAUUUGGCUGCCAUCGAAAUAACUUAAUAUAUACAGAACAGAUAUUCGGGUCUGCAUAUUCUUUUUAUCAUUUAAGCAAAUCAGCACAAUAUGCUUUGACCAAUUAAACGAUUCGAUAAUACUACAUUUAAGCCCAGAAUUUUCACAGCCAUAAAUAUUUCUCAAUAUUUUUAAUAGCGAAAUAUGUCUUAAAAUCGUAUUUUAAACAUAAUUGUGAUAGAAAUAUUAACGAAGAACAUUCACAUUCUAUUGUCGUAUAUUCUGAAGUACCAUACGUGGGUAAUUAAUAUGCGGGAUAAAAGAAAGAGACAUAUAUAUAUUCACCAAGAAAUUCUCGGUUUAUUGAAUAUUUUCUUGCAAAUGUACAUUAAUUCACCCCCUUUGCUGCUAACCUCUUGUCGCGCUCUUCAGCAAUCGAAAGCUUAACACCUUUAUCUCUUGGCAAGCUAAUAUACGGCUUUGUACCCUUGCCAAUGAUAAAAACGUUGUUCAACCUAAACGAAUGAUUUAUGUAUGAUAUAACAGCCGGAUCAAUAAUCUAACGUAGCUUAGAUUAACUUAAUAAACAAUAAUAAUCGUGUUUCCUAAAUGGGUAAUACUGAAAAGUCUAUGUGAAAACAAUCAGUGACCAAUAUGAAGGAAAUUCAUUUUGACCAACUUUUGACUACAAUAUUUUUUAUAAUAUAUUAUAGCUUCGAUUAUGGUCACCAUAAAAAUAAAUUUACUCUUUCUUUUAUAAAAAUUUGAAAACAAGAAAGAAUGUGCAAGGAUCAUGAAGUAUAAGCAAAUAAAGAGUAAAUAUUUUAAGUACCUUGUGGCAAAAGUAUGCCCUUGUGAGUCUUUAAUGUGGCAAAUAUCAAAGGAACCGGGAUGACGCUCGCGGCUAACAACUGUGCCUACACGUCCUAAAUUUCUUCCACCGGUAAUCAUACAGAGAUUACCUAAACAAUAAUAAUCGAUUAAUAAGUUUCAUAUAUAUAUAUUUACAACUAAAAGAUAUUAUACCUGAAUCAAAUCGAAUAGAAUCCAAGAUUUUGCCUGUUGCUAUAUCUAAAUGAAUGGUGUCAUUAACUUUAAUUAAAGGAUCUGGAUAACGAAUAGUUCUUCCAUCGUGCGUUACCAGGAAUGGAAUACCUUUCGGUCCAGUUUGAACACGUUUUACCUUACACAAUUUGUACUGCAAUAAAAAAUAUUUAAUUUCUUAGUUAAAUAAAAGAUAUCUCAUUGAAUUAUC